Messenger RNA from Phytophthora infestans T30-4, 624 nucleotides. RefSeq lists its product as uncharacterized. The transcript is spliced from 4 exons. NCBI's taxonomy places the organism in Eukaryota, Oomycota, Peronosporomycetes, Peronosporales, Peronosporaceae. The record is from RefSeq and is a predicted model, not a curated record. Bases 1 to 624 code for a protein of 207 amino acids.
AUGGCCCCUAACAAUGGGCCGCUCAACACCGUCAAAGGAGACACAUCGCCGUCACUGACACCUCCAGCGUCACACCUUCACAGCAUCGAGAAACUGCAAGCGGCUGUGGACUCUCUGGGGGCUACCAAAUGCCAGCAAUCAGCACGGUUGGCUGCUACGUUAGAAAUACUCGCGCAAGAUCGAUGCGAGUGUCUUACUGGCAAGUUCCGUAGUCUACACGUGCGUUCUGAUGCUGCUGAGGACCUAAAACGAAUGCGCGAGGACGCUGAACGUGAUCGUGAUCAGCGAAUGCUUGAAGUACUGACUAAAACAUCAGUAUGGUAUUCAGAUUUGAUACGCCGCCUGCUAGCUCGAGAAGGAACACCAAACCUGUUCAUCGUCCAAGCAGUGCGGAUCUUCACCGAUAAUGGUUGUGAAUUUCAGUCGGCUCAACUAUUUGAGGUCCUUUUGUACUUGGAUCAUGACGACUUGAAACUACCCCAAGUGCAGCAGCUCCUCGAGUUCCUUCGCAAUGCAUUGCAUAUUAACUAUGAAGAAUGGGCACAAUUCUUUGCCGGGCACCAUCUCCCAGAACCCACUAACAAACUUGCCGAUGAUCUCGAGGCAAAAGUUUCGGCUUGUUAG